CAGUUUGUUAAUGCUAUUAGAAUAUGGCGACGAUGAAGAAACAGAAAACGUUGCUAUUGAUAGAAAAAAUUGUGAAAUAUGGGUGGAAGAGUCAAUAUUCGACCAACAUGUUCAUGGAACUGCACAUCUUGUUACUUCAAAAGAUUUAAAUGAUGCUGUGCCAGAUCCAAUAAUACUCAAUGAGACUAAUAUUGGCUUUAGGAUGUUACGUGAUCAAGGAUGGAGUUAUGAUAAAGGUCUUGGUAUUAAUGAACAAGGACCUCGUCAUCCAAUAUCUACACGAAUAAAAAAUGAUAAAUAUGGUAUUGGUAUUAAUCCAUCUAAAAUACAAAAACUUCCAAAGGAAAAAAGAAAAAGGCUUAACGCAAGAGAAGCAGCUAUACAAUAUGAAAAUGAUCGUAAAGAAAGAAUGAGGAUUCUUGCAUAUAUGAAUCAUUAA
Messenger RNA from Entrophospora sp. SA101, 439 nucleotides. Lineage: Eukaryota; Fungi; Glomeromycota; Glomeromycetes; Entrophosporales; Entrophosporaceae. The record is from the annotation of a GenBank genome assembly.